GCUCUGCCUGCCAUGGGCAUCUCGCGCGACUCGCAGCACAAGCGGCGGCUGACGGGCGGCAAGAAGCCGCACCACCACAAGAAGCGCAAGCAUGAGAUGGGCCGCCAGAUGGCGAUGACCAAGAUUGGCGCGAAGCGCAUCCACCCUGUGCGCUGCCGCGGCGGCAACAUGAAGUUCCGCGGCAUCCGGCUGGACACGGGGAACUUCUCGUGGGGGUCGGAGGUGUGCACGCGGAAGACGCGCAUCCUCGACGUCGUCUACAACGCCUCCAACAACGAGCUUGUGCGCACAAAGACGCUUGUCAAGAGCGCUGUGGUGCAGAUUGACGCGACGUUAGAGCACAAGCGGCGGCUGACGGGCGGCAAGAAGCCGCACCACCACAAGAAGCGCAAGCAUGAGAUGGGCCGCCAGAUGGCGAUGACCAAGAUUGGCGCGAAGCGCAUCCACCCUGUGCGCUGCCGCGGCGGCAACAUGAAGUUCCGCGGCAUCCGGCUGGACACGGGGAACUUCUCGUGGGGGUCGGAGGACGCGGCGCCCGUCCAGCGGUCGAGCUCGGUGCAGAAGAAGAUCGCGGCGCGCCAGGCUGAGAAGAUCAUCGACCCCAACAUCAACUCCCAGUUCGACACGGGCCGUCUCCUCGCCUGCAUCUCCUCGCGGCCGGGCCAGUGCGGCCGGUGCGAUGGCUACAUCCUCGAGGGCAAGGAGCUCGAGUUCUAUGUCAAGAAGAUGGCGCGCAAGAAGAAGUAG
Molecule: messenger RNA, 747 nt
Organism: Emiliania huxleyi CCMP1516
Lineage: Eukaryota; Haptophyta; Isochrysidales; Noelaerhabdaceae
Exons: 5
Coding region: 13-747 (244 amino acids)
Biological process (GO): maturation of SSU-rRNA from tricistronic rRNA transcript (SSU-rRNA, 5.8S rRNA, LSU-rRNA); translation
Cellular component (GO): ribosome; cytosolic small ribosomal subunit
Molecular function (GO): structural constituent of ribosome
Source: RefSeq, a predicted model, not a curated record